GCGCUCGAGGGGGCCAGUUCCCGUCCCCCCAGCAGCAUGGCAUCCUGUGCUGAGCCCUCUGCCUCAGGCCCUGAGCCUGCCACCCUUCCACCUGCUGGGGUCCCACCACUUGAGGACUUCGAAGUGCUGGAUGGGGUAGAAGACGCAGAGGGUGAGGAGGAAGAAGAGGAGGAGGAAGAGGAGGAGGAGGAGGAGGAGGACCUGAGUGAGCUGCCGCCACUCGAGGAUGUGGGGCAGCCCUCACUGGAGGAGACCGAGCAGCCGGGGGCCCUGGCACGAGAGUUCCUGGCUGCCAUGGAGCCUGAGCCCGAGCCUGCCCCGGCCCCGGACGAGUGGCUGGAUAUCCUGGGGAAUGGGAUGUUGAGGAAGAAGACACUGGUCCCAGGCCCACCUGGCUCAAGCCGCCCAGCCAAGGGCCAGGUGGUCACAGUGCAGCUGCAGACAUCACUGGAGAACGGCACACGGGUGCAGGAGGAGCCAGAGCUGGUGUUCACCUUGGGUGACUGCGACGUCAUCCAGGCCCUGGAUCUCAGUGUCCCCCUCAUGGACGUGGGGGAGACGGCUAUGGUCACUGCUGACUCCAAGUACUGCUAUGGCCCCCAAGGCAGCAGGAGCCCGUAUAUUCCCCCUCAUGCGGCACUGUGCCUGGAGGUGACCCUGAAGACAGCUGUGGACGGGCCUGACUUGGAGAUGCUCACAGGGCAGGAACGUGUGGCGCUGGCCAACAGGAAGCGGGAGUGUGGCAAUGCCCACUACCAACGGGCUGACUUCGUGCUGGCUGCCAACUCCUAUGACCUCGCCAUCAAGGCCAUCACCUCCAGCGCCAAAGUGGACAUGACAUUUGAGGAGGAGGAGCAGCUCCUGCAGCUGAAGGUGAAGUGUCUGAAUAACCUGGCGGCCUCACAGCUGAAGCUGGACCACUACCGGGCUGCGCUGCGCUCCUGUAGCCUUGUGCUCGAGCACCAGCCUGACAACAUCAAGGCGCUCUUCCGCAAGGGCAAGGUACUGGCCCAGCAAGGCGAGUACAGUGAGGCCAUCCCCAUCCUGAGGGCGGCCCUGAAGCUAGAACCUUCCAACAAGACGAUCCAUGCAGAGCUCUCGAAGCUGGUGAAGAAGCAUGCGGCCCAGCGGAGCACGGAGACUGCCCUGUACCGGAAAAUGCUGGGCAACCCCAGCCGGCUACCUGCCAAGUGUCCUGGCAAGGGUGCCUGGUCCAUACCAUGGAAGUGGCUGUUUGGGGCGACUGCUGUUGCCCUGGGGGGCGUGGCUCUCUCUGUGGUCAUCGCUGCCAGGAACUGAUCACCCAGGUGGCCGCCACCCCUUCUGAGCACCAUGGACCCCACCCUGAGCUCCCUAACUUUCCUAGGCCCCUUGUCCACUGCCCUCUCUGGCCUAGCCCCCUCCUGUGGGGCGGGGACAGCGAGGUUUAGGGGUCACAUGGCCCAGUGAGCAGGAGGGACUGAGGCCCUAUAGGAGGAAAGUGAGGCAGGGCCUGGGCCCCACAUCCAGCCUGAAGGGAGGGGGCCCUCAUUCCUCCAGACCCAAUUCCCACCCCCAUCUCCCUGGGUUAGGUCUCAACAGGGGCCAGCCUCAGUUUCUCCUGCCCAACAGGCCUGGGGGCAGCUCUUACCCCAUCCAUUCCCUGUCCAAGUGCCAACCCCUCCUGCCCAGCCUGCUGCACCUCUGUCCAGGCUCUCUCCCCCCGCUCCUCCCUCCCAAGUGAAAUAAAGCCUCCCACCCCGCA
Hipposideros armiger (great roundleaf bat) is the source of this 1744-nucleotide messenger RNA. It is a transcript of the gene FKBP8, whose product is annotated as FKBP prolyl isomerase 8. Gene Ontology annotation, biological process: negative regulation of apoptotic process; protein folding. The transcript has 9 exons. The coding region runs from base 37 to 1299 and encodes 420 amino acids. Gene Ontology annotation, cellular component: mitochondrial envelope; cytosol; endomembrane system. The record is from RefSeq and is a predicted model, not a curated record. NCBI's taxonomy places the organism in Eukaryota, Metazoa, Chordata, Mammalia, Chiroptera, Hipposideridae. Gene Ontology annotation, molecular function: protein binding; peptidyl-prolyl cis-trans isomerase activity; protein folding chaperone.